GCUUGCUAAAGACUUCACUUCCCUUCACUAACCAUAGAAUGUUGCGCUGCCAAGAUAUUUGAUUGCACUGCCAAAUGUCUAGACGCGCCAGGCUCACCACGCGUCCUCUUCACCUCGCGCACCACAUCCCUUCACGCGUCACAAUCUGCGAGCAAACGCGGAUCCGUUCACUAAUGGGCUCACCUGCUGGCCUUCCGUGACAUCUGCGGUUCAUUUUCAGUUUGCAAUUCAACGGCAAUCCUCAUCUACCUUGGGCGGUGCCUCCAUAUAUCACGCUCCACUUGCGACCCACGACAUCAUACGUGAUCGUCACAAGCACUUCUGGAACAAGGACUAGGCCUAGCGGAGUUCUCCAAUGUCUUUUGUCAUUGUGCCGCUGUACGCGGGCUCCGACGGCGAUGCAACGCAUGUCCCGCCGGCUGGCAAUCACGUACAGGUUGACCCCCCAGCGCUGUACCUGGAAAAGAUUGGUCAGCAGUGGAUGGAGAGUCGCGGAGAAGCACGCCCUGGGGUCAAGUAUAUCCUCGAGAGAUUGCCUACCGGCUAUAGCAUGUGGCAGCGACCACGUCCCACGAAUGCUAAGCUUGUGGACAAGUAUCUAUAUGGGCAUCCCAACCACAAAAAGUUUGACUCACCAAAUCGCUACUACCCUCAUUUCCAACAUCUCAUGGAUAAUGGAGGUGACAGUAUGGGUUGUCCGUGUACAGUGUGCGCCGGAAGUUCAGGCAUACUGCCAAAAAGCUCGUCGAGCAGCGUGCAAAUGCACAGCUCAAGCGCAGCAUCUUCCCGGCCUCCAACGCCCAGGGUCCCUCAAUCUCCACCGCCAAUGGCUCCAUCCGCGCAUGUCAAGGGACGGCCAAAGACUAUCAGUGCCGGCCUGGAUACCAGUCGCGUUGAUGAGGAAGGUACACCAGAUGUGUAUCGAAACCUGGUGGACAAGCUGCGACGAUACACAACAAUCGACGAGGUGAUCGAGGAACCACUAAGCCCGGACUGGCGAGCCGAACAAGAUAUCCUCCCAAGCUGGCUCAACAACCUGAGAGAGCGAGAGCAAUGGAUGCCACGAGUUGGCGAUAUCGUUCUAUACAUUCGAGAACUACCAGACAGAGUGAAAAUUGUUCGACACGACGUGACUGCAGAGUUACAACUCUACAACGAGCAAUCAGAGACUUUCCUUGGUCCACCGCCUUGGGAGGCUGGUCUGGUAGGCGAGGUUCCGAAAGCGGCAACUGUACAUGAUCUUACAGAGGUCGAUUCAAAGACGAGCAUUGUCACUUCCGGUGUGCGUGUUGAACCCAUACCCGACGCGAACAACGAGGACAAGUCACUGUCGAAGCGACACAAAUAUGUCUCCUUGCGCCAGAUCAGACCGCUAGUGCUUUGGCAGGAGCUUCUACAUCAUGUACCUCGAGAAAAUUGGGACGCUACUGUCGUAAACGCCUUGAGCCUUGCAUCCACCUGCUCGUUGAUGGGAAAGCAUCGCUUUCGCGGGACAUGGCCGAACGCUAACAUCUACUGUCAUGGACUCUACCUUGGCUCAGAACUGCUAGCCGUGGGCGACGCUGUCCGUCUGCUACCAAAUUCCAAGUCCGGGCAGCCUGGAUGCUCUGAGAUCUUGAUCAUCAAAUCUCUCCGUCUCAAAUGGUCAAAUAUGGACAUGGCCUCCAACAAUGACUAUGAUGAAGGACGGCCAUACGACUCGGCGAUUUGGAUCUAUGGAACUGCGUACACCAACGAUCCUACACGCUCCAACAAGGAGUGGCUAUCUGAGCAAAACGUCGAACUACCAAAACUAGCACAAGAAUAUUCAUCUUGGUAUCCGCUUCACCCAUCAAACAAGGAACUUGCGCUCCCUCUCUCCCGCAUCUUGGGCCGGCUCUACGAACCCGAUGCCAUGGCGAUCUGGUUGAACUCGGAGCCCGACGACCCGCCAGACCUCGACGUAGGAAGAGAAGGGCUGUUAGAAGCCCGUGCUUUCUCUCGCAAGCGCGACCAACGCAUUGCCCAGAACGCCAACGCCACUUGGUAUUGGGGUGACAAUCGCGCUGACGCUCUAAACCUCCACACCAUCAACGGGCUCGAGGUCGCAAAGUACGAUCGGGAGCGGGACGUCAGGCAGUGGCGCAAGGACAUCAAACUCAUUGAGGGAAUGAACGACAAGGCCACCGCAACUAUGAAGCCCGAGGCAUCCACUAGUGCCGGCGGAAGGGGAUUGAGAAGUUUCAUGGCACCUGGAACCGCGUCACUACCCGUCAGGACACACUCAACAGGCGAAGCUAGCGAUCUUAGCAGCAGCACAGUCGGUGGCACGUCGUCUAGCGAGGGUAAAAGCCCAGCUCCGGGGAAAAAGAAACGCCGUGUCUUCUACUUGAGCGAAGAUGAAGAUGAGAUUCGACACAACACGAAGGUCGUCGAUGAAGCGUCGGGUACUCCGAAAAAGAAGGCGAAGGUUAUGGUCGUUAUUGACUAAGUUUCGAGCGUCUGCAAUUGAGCACAGAAGCGUGCAUACAAUGACGACGAAUGAAGGUGUUAUAUCGAAGAUGGGAAUGCUACUGCUGCGAUCACGCAGCGACAUAUAAAGACUUAUGAGGAACAUGUUUAUGGGCGCAUCAUAUGCUAUUGAGCUGAAUGCUCCAAAGUGGCAGUUGCUUGGGCUUGUGUCCCACAUCCGCUUCCCUGCGAUAUCAUGGACAGGCAUAUUGCAGGUCCUUCACGAUUGCUGAACUGAUUCAGCGAUAUAAUAUCCAUUAAAAAUAUAGAAGAAAAAAAUCGACUGCCAA
Cucurbitaria berberidis CBS 394.84 is the source of this 2780-nucleotide messenger RNA. RefSeq lists its product as uncharacterized. Gene Ontology annotation, biological process: silent mating-type cassette heterochromatin formation. Lineage: Eukaryota; Fungi; Ascomycota; Dothideomycetes; Pleosporales; Cucurbitariaceae. The record is from RefSeq and is a predicted model, not a curated record. Gene Ontology annotation, cellular component: rDNA heterochromatin; SHREC complex. The transcript has a single exon. The coding region runs from base 356 to 2470 and encodes 704 amino acids.